Molecule: messenger RNA, 2044 nt
Organism: Solanum pennellii
Lineage: Eukaryota; Viridiplantae; Streptophyta; Magnoliopsida; Solanales; Solanaceae
Product: (E,E)-germacrene B synthase
Exons: 7
Coding region: 50-1693 (547 amino acids)
Biological process (GO): diterpenoid biosynthetic process
Molecular function (GO): magnesium ion binding; terpene synthase activity
Source: RefSeq, a predicted model, not a curated record
AACCCACAAAUUAAGCUUGAAAAAAAGUAAACCUUAGAACAAACAAGCAAUGGCUUCUUCUUCUGCUAAUAAGUGUCGCCCCUUGGCUAAUUUUCACCCAACUGUUUGGGGAUAUCAUUUCCUUUCUUAUACUCAUGAAAUUACUAACCAAGAAAAAGUUGAAGUUGAUGAGUACAAAGAGACAAUCAGGAAAAUGCUGGUGGAAGCUCCUGAAGGUAGUGAACAAAAACUUGUGCUGAUAGACGCGAUGCAACGAUUGGGAGUGGCAUAUCAUUUCCAUAAUGAAAUUGAAACAUCCAUUCAAAACAUUUUUGAUGCGUCCAAACAGAAUGAUAAUGACAACAACCUUUACUUUGUUUCUCUUCGUUUUCGACUUGUGAGGCAACAAGGCCAUUACAUGUCUUCAGAUGUGUUCAAGCAAUUCACCAACCAAGAUGGGAAAUUCAAGGAAAGGCUUACUAAUGAUGUCCAAGGAUUAUUGAGUUUGUAUGAAGCAUCACAUCUGAGAGUGCGCGAUGAGGAGAUUCUUGAAGAAGCUCUUACCUUUACCACCACUCAUCUCGAGUCUAUUGUCUCCAACUUGAGCAAUAAUAAUAACUCUCUUAAGGUUGAAGUUAGUGAAGCCUUAAGUCAGCCUAUUCGCAUGACUUUACCAAGGGUGGGAGCAAGGAAAUACAUAUCCAUUUACGAAAACAAUGAUGCACACAAUCAUUUGCUUUUGAAAUUUGCUAAAUUGGAUUUUAACAUGCUGCAAAAGUUUCACCAAGGAGAGCUUAGUGAUCUUACAAGGUGGUGGAAAGAUUUGGAUUUUGCAAAUAAAAUUCCAUAUGCAAGAGACAGAUUGGUUGAGUGUUACUUUUGGAUAUUAGGAGUGUAUUUUGAGCCAAAGUAUAGUCGUGCGAGAAAAAUGAUGACAAAAGUACUCAAGAUGACCUCCAUUAUUGAUGACACUUUUGAUGCUUAUGCUAACUUUGACGAACUUGUGACUUUCAAUGAUGCAAUCCAGAGGUGGGAUGCUAAUGCAAUCGAUUCAAUACCGCCAUAUAUGAGACCCAUUUAUCAAGCUCUUCUAGACAUUUACAGUGAAAUGGAACAAGUGUUGUCCAAUGAAGGUAAACUGGACCGUGUAUACUAUGCAAAAUAUGAGAUGAAAAAGUUGGUGAGAGCCUAUUUUAAGGAAGCCCAAUGGUUGAACGAUGAUAAUCAUAUUCCAAAAUAUGAGGAACACAUGGAGAAUGCAAUCGUAAGUCUUGGCUAUAUGAUGGGAGCAACAAAUUGCUUGGUUGGUAUGGAGGAAUUUAUAUCUAAAGAGACUUUUGAAUGGUUGAUGAAUGAGCCUGUGAUUGUUCGAGCUUCCUCUUUGAUUGGCAGAGCAAUGGACGAUAUUGUUGGACAUGAAGUUGAACAAGAAAGAGGACAUGUAGCUUCAGUUAUUGAAUGUUACACGAAAGAUUAUGGAGCUUCAAAGCAAGAGGCUUACGUUAAGUUCCAGAAAGAGGUCACCAAUGCAUGGAAGGACAUAAACAAAGAAUUCUUCCGUCCAACUGAAGUACCAAUGUUUGUCCUUGAAAGAGUUUUAAAUUUCACACGUGUGAUAGACACAUUAUAUAAAGAGGAAGAUGGAUAUACAAACGCCAGAGGCAAACUUAAAAACAUGAUUAACUCGAUACUGAUUGAAUCUGUCAAAAUAUAAAUAAAAUGAUGAAAUUGCACCUUCAUCAUUCAAAUAUUCAGAGCAAAAUAAGGCACAUACAAUAAAUUGAAGAUCUUUAAUAUGCUUUUCAUAAUAUAUGAGCUGUUAAUUCCUGGGGAAUGUUUGAAAUAAACAAUAGUUGCUUUAAAUUUACUUAAGCAAAAGUGUGGUUGGUUUGUCUUUUUCCUGUCAUGUUCAUUUUCAAAAAAUAUACAACACUUGAGUUGUAUUAAAUCCUGUUUUAUUUCAUUUCCAGCUUGUUGGAUGAUUGUUAAUUAUCAUCACUUUAUAAUGUAUUGUAUUUGUAUUGUAUUGUUAUCCUAAUAAAAUUUGAAUAAAUUGUAUUUUUAA